Messenger RNA from Perkinsus marinus ATCC 50983, 315 nucleotides. RefSeq lists its product as hypothetical. The transcript has a single exon. The record is from RefSeq and is a predicted model, not a curated record. Bases 1 to 315 code for a protein of 104 amino acids. Lineage: Eukaryota; Perkinsozoa; Perkinsida; Perkinsidae.
AUGCCUGUGACACAUUCCACUGCCGGUCUUGCCGAUACUUUCGCAUACAAGCAGGCCUUGGAGCUGGCCACGGGUGUGAAUGUAGCGAGGAAGGCGGGUUUCAAGACAUGGACGACGCGUCUACGACUUCACAGAGCGCUAGUUGCGGCGAAAGAGUCAGAGCUCACUCGAGAGCUGCGGCUCAUGCGGCAGCCACAACGUAGAGAAGCAGGGCCUCAUCCGACACCUAUUGUUAGUCUUAUGCCGGGUAUUCAUCUUCCUGCCUUGGUCGCUACUGAGGAUGCUAGGAAGGCUAGCGAGCAACUGCGGAAGUGA